AUGACCAAGACUGUUGAUGAAGCUAAGGUUCUUAUUGAGAAUCUUGCAGCUAGUGAUUGUAACAACUGUCCUGAUUAUGACCGCUCAAGCCGCACCACUACUAGCUCCCCUGAUUCUUUUCAAAUGACUGAACUCAAGAACAUGAUGGCUCAAGUUCUUAAGGGACAGCUCAAGCAUAUCAAUGCAAUAGAAGGGAUGAGUGAUGCUAAUGAAGAUUCAUCAAGAGAAUGCAUGGGAGAUUUCUCUAAUGAAGCCAAUGAAGAAGAUGUGAACUACAUUGGAAACUAUGGGAACAAGGGAUACAAUCCAAGCUAUCGCCCAAACCCCAACAUGUCUUAUAGAAACCCCAAUGUGGAGAAUCCUCAAGACCAAGUGUAUCCUCCAAGGUAUCCACAACAACAAAGACCUCCUUACCAAUCUCAAGGAAGUCAAUUUCAGCCAAGGCAAGGAUAUGAGCAGAGAUCAUCAUAUCCGCCCAAGGAGCCAUAUGCUUCUUCACCAAAUCAAGCUCCUCCAAACCAACAAGGUGGGAGAUUUGAAGGAAUCCUCCAACAGAUCAUGGAUGGCCAGAAGAGAAACACUAAAGAGAUGUAUGAGAAGAUGGACACUUUGUUCAGCAAUCUCAACACCAAGUAUGAUGCUGUUGCCACUCAUGUGAAGAAACUAGAGACUCAAGUCACUCAAACUAUGGAAGCUGUUAAGAGACAGGAAGCUGAAUCCAAGAAGUCCUUUUGCAACUCAGCCGCCAUAGAAGAAAGAUUUGAAGACCAAGUUCCAGAAUGGAUGCUUUCAAAACCUACUGUUGAUUGCAUGAUUUGGCCUGAAGAGAAUUACCCAGAGAGAGAGUCCAAUCGAGCUAGAAAGAGAAGACUCUUCCCAAAGAUUAUCCCCAAGACAGAUAACUCAGGAAAGUUUGUGUGCCUUGUAUCAUCAAAGAUUGGAAAUUGCUCUAUCCCUACUGAUUUCCAGAUUGUGGAAAUGAGAGAGAGUAGCCAUAGACCUCUCAUAUUUGGAACCCCUUUCCUGUCUACUGUGGGUGCCAUAUUUGAUUUCCCCAAUCAAAGAAUCUCUUUCAACAAGGUGAACAAGGGUAUGUUCUUCCCUAUGUGUUCAACAAAGAACUCUUUUGUUGACAUGGUCCAAGAGGAGAAAGCUACUUUGAAGCCACCCCAAGAAGGAGAAACUGAAGAAACAAUCAAGGAAGAUCCCAUUCCUAAGCCCAAGCAGCUUGCCAAACAAGCAAGGAGUAAGACUAAGGCCCCUACACCAAAACCGCCCAAGGGAUCAACCAAGAUUGAAGAUGAGGCCAAGCCAAGAAGGAAGGUUAGAAAACCUAGGUCUGGCCGCAACAUGAAGCUUCUAUUCCCAAAGGAGCUUAUUGAUGAGAAUCUAGAAGGAUUCAAGGAGAGAGUGACAAGAACUCUAAAGCUUUUUCCUAAGGCAGUAGUGCCAAGGGACAUUCAUGGAGAGAUUGUCUAUCCAGCUGUGAAUCACCCACCAGAUACUCAUUGCAAGGAGAAAAGACUUGGAGGAUCAAAGAUGCCUCUUGUCUCCAUCUUCUCCUGA
Messenger RNA from Microthlaspi erraticum, 1566 nucleotides. Lineage: Eukaryota; Viridiplantae; Streptophyta; Magnoliopsida; Brassicales; Brassicaceae. The record is from the annotation of a GenBank genome assembly.